Messenger RNA from Morus notabilis, 3116 nucleotides. RefSeq lists its product as uncharacterized. Lineage: Eukaryota; Viridiplantae; Streptophyta; Magnoliopsida; Rosales; Moraceae. Bases 685 to 2580 code for a protein of 631 amino acids. The record is from RefSeq and is a predicted model, not a curated record. The transcript has 3 exons.
GUUCCCAAAUAAAAACUGUGGCGUUAUUAUUAUUUAGUAACGCCCUAAUUCCUAAUUACCCCUUUUUCCAAUUUCCUUCUCUCUCUCUCUCCUCUGUGUUUUUCUGCUUCAAUUUUGCUCUUUGUUUCUUACUUCUGAUUCUCUCUCUCUCUCUCUCGCUCAUCUGAAGAAUUCUUAAGCUGAUUAUGUCUCAGGCGGUCACUCAGAUCCGAAGACUUUCUCGGAAUUUCCUUUGAACUUCUCAUCGCGAUAAUUUGGAGUACUGACUAUGCAAAGAGAUCAUGUUGCAAGCAGAUAGUAGGUGCAGCUGGUAGUAUGUAAACAUGACUGUGAAUUCAUUGAAGAAUUAUGGGGGUUAAUGAAGCUUGAUGAUUUUCUAGUUUGGAGCACCAGAAGCUCCAGAGAUCUUUGUACAUCCUUAUUAAACAUUCUUAUAAAAGGCUUCUACCCUAGAAACGUGGUCAGAUAUUUAAUAAAGUAAAACUCUGAAGAUCUGUUGGUUUUGGUGCUCGCAUAGAUUAAAAUGGACAGAUCAGAUACAUCUGGCUUUGUUAGUGGUGGAGAUGGCUUAUUUUCAUUUCUCCCACUUGUUCAUCUAGUUCUCAUGUGUUAGACCCGCUAAUAGCAUCUUUGACAAAGAACUCUGCUAGUUGGCCUUUUUAGCAUUAGAAACACUAUCAGAAAAUGGAUCUGAACAAGAAUAGUUUUCUGUUUCCUCGUGAUGGUGAGUUCACCAAAAAUGACAACAGUCGUGAUACCACUCUAUGCUUGAAUUGCCCUGGGUUUGGAGGAAGCCACCUAUCCAGGUAUCAAAGCAAUGUUGGGGUUAGCUUCUCCAAUGCUCCUGAUGAUGGCUGCAGGUUGGUACUUGGACUGGGACCGACACCAAGUGCAUACUCAAAUGAUUAUCACAAUUUUCCCUUGAAGAGGAGUAAAGAAUUAUCCACUGUACAGCCUCUGGGUUUUCCAUCUGAUGGUGAUUCGAUUCUCCAACUUGGCCUAUCUGGGGGGAGUAAAGAAACUUCGACUAUUUCUGUCUCAUCAGAGACUGAUGUGAAUACAUCUUAUAUCCCAGGCCAAGUAUCUCCCCGAGAAAACCAACACUUGAUUCCAGUCGUUGAUGAGGGUUCUACCUCGGCAAAGAAAUCAGGUGGGUAUAUGCCAUCACUACUUCUGGCUCCAAAAAUGGAUGGUUUUAAUAUUUCGUUCGAGUCACGAGGUCCUCUGGAGCGUCAGAGCAAAUCCCAGCUAAGUGAACCAUCUCUUUCUGUAGAAUAUUCUGUGGAUACUAUGUCUGAGCAGGAAACAGCUGGGACAAACUCAGACCUUCGAACCAGUAAUCCUAAGAGAUGCAAUUUUUUGGGGUGUACAAAGGGAGCACGAGGAGCAUCGGGUCUCUGUAUUGGUCAUGGUGGUGGACAAAGAUGCCAAAAACCUGGUUGCAACAAGGGUGCUGAGAGUCGAACAGCCUACUGUAAGGCCCAUGGUGGAGGAAAGAGGUGUCUGCACUUGGGUUGCACUAAAAGUGCCGAGGGGAAAACAGAUUAUUGCAUUGCCCAUGGUGGUGGUAGGCGAUGUGGGCAUCCAAGGUGCACCAAGGCUGCACGGGGAAGGUCAGGGCUUUGCAUCAGACAUGGCGGUGGAAAGAGAUGUAAGAUUGAGGGAUGCGCACGAAGUGCUGAAGGACAGGCUGGCUUGUGCAUCUCUCACGGGGGUGGACGUCGUUGUCAGUUUCAAGGUUGUUCAAAGGGUGCACAAGGGAGCACUAUGUUUUGCAAGGCACAUGGUGGUGGAAAGCGUUGCAUAUUUCAAGGCUGCACCAAGGGUGCUGAAGGGAGCACGCCCCUUUGCAAGGGACAUGGUGGGGGAAAGCGUUGCCUUUUCGAUGGUGGAGGGAUUUGCCCAAAAAGUGUUCACGGGGGUACAAACUUUUGUGUUGCUCAUGGUGGCGGGAAGAGAUGUGCUGUGCCAGGCUGCACAAAAAGUGCACGGGGACGCACUGAUUGCUGUGUUAGGCAUGGGGGAGGAAAACGGUGCAAGUAUGAGAAUUGCGGGAAAAGUGCCCAAGGCAGCACAGACUUUUGCAAGGCCCAUGGUGGAGGGAAGAGAUGCAAUUGGGGCGAGGGAAAAUGUGAAAAGUUUGCGAGAGGCAAGAGUGGUUUAUGUGCUGCUCACAGCAGCAUGGCGCAGGAGCGAGAGUUGAGCAAGGGAGGUCUUAUUGGUCCCAGACUUUUUCAUGGGCUUGUAUCUGCAGCCUCAACAACAGCAGGGAGCAGCAACAACCAUUCUACUUCAGGAAUCAGCGUCGUGUCUGAUUGCAUCAAUUCACUUGAAAAGCGAGCGAAAAGACGACAACUAAUACCCCCGCAGGUAUUGGUGCCUUUAUCGAUGAAGUCCUCGUCAUCGUAUUCAAACAUCUUAAAUGCUGAGAAGGCAGAAGGAAAUAGGUUUGACAUUGGUGUAGGUAGCAGUAGUGGGAGGAAAAGCUUCGACUUUGAUAUUCCAGAGGGAAGGGUCCAUGGCGGGCCUCUCAUGUCAUUGUUUGGUGGUAAUCUUAACAACGCAAUUGAUGGAAUAUGAAGCGUUAGGCAUUGUGUAAAGUUUUAGGUUUUGUUGUGGAUUUGGGAUUAUUUUGGUGAUGAAAUUUGUAAUUGUGUAUAAGUUAUGGUUUCUGUUCAUCGACUCGUAUAUAGUUUCUGUUGAUAGUUUGUGAUAUUCUGCUGUAAUUUUCACGGAGUCUGGAUUCUUCAAUUGGGUUUUUCUGCUUAAUCAGACCUUACAAUGUUAACGUGAAAAAUAAAGCGGUCUGCACAAUGUCUUUCGAUGCGUAUAUUUACGGAAAGAUUUAGCUUAAUUUUGUCACAAGAGUGAUAAAUGUGAAUAAUUAGACUGCGUAAGUGGUAUUGGUCCUAAUUUUCACCACAAAGGAAGAGUAAAAAAGUUGAGCGAAUUUGAACCGAGAAUGAUUUCUAAACGAUUAUCAGAUGUUGGUUUGAUCUCUUAUAAGGAAAGAGCAGUGGAGCUUGGUCCAUGUAUUACUACUUUUAUACCCCCAUUGGUGGAUUGAUUUAUUAAACAGAAGCAUUUUAUUGCUUAGUUCAAGCCACACUGUGACU